Condylura cristata (star-nosed mole) is the source of this 4601-nucleotide messenger RNA. It is a transcript of the gene PRX, whose product is annotated as periaxin. Gene Ontology annotation, molecular function: protein binding. The record is from RefSeq and is a predicted model, not a curated record. Gene Ontology annotation, biological process: regulation of RNA splicing; peripheral nervous system myelin maintenance. The transcript has 8 exons. Lineage: Eukaryota; Metazoa; Chordata; Mammalia; Eulipotyphla; Talpidae. Gene Ontology annotation, cellular component: cytoplasm; nucleus. Bases 327 to 4412 code for a protein of 1361 amino acids.
CCCUCCCCAGGCCUUUUCCCCCCCAGCAGCGGGCUGGGGCUGAGCAGACAGACCGGGAGCUCUCGAGGUGUCUGGAGACCAGGCGAGCCCCGGACCCAAGAGGCCCCAGGAGCUGAAGGUGACCCUGAGGCAGCAAGACCCCAGAGGAAGGGCACGAGCCCAGCGGACAACUUCGCAGCACCCCGGCUGGGCAUCUGUUAAGAGAGGGUGCUUGCGCCCAGGCAGCGGCUCCGAGGCAGCUGCUCCAUGCGGAACUAAAGCUGUUCCUGCAGCAGAAGGAAGAGAGGAAGCAGGAGUCUGGAGCCCAGGUGAGCCCCAGCAGCGCCAUGGAGGCCAGGAGUCGCAGUGCUGAGGAGCUGAGGCGGACGGAGCUGGUGGAGAUCAUCGUGGAGACUGAGGCGCACACGGGAGUCAGCGGCAUCAACGUGGCGGGCGGCGGCAAGGAGGGGAUCUUCGUGCGCGAGCUGCGCGAGGACUCGCCGGCCGCCCGCAGCCUCAGCCUGCAGGAAGGGGACCAGCUGCUGAGCGCCCGCGUUUUCUUCGAGAACUUCAAGUACGAGGACGCAUUACGUCUGCUGCAAUGCGCCGAGCCUUACAAAGUCUCCUUCUGCCUAAAGCGCACUGUGCCCACCGGGGACCUGGCGCUGCGGCCUGGCACUGUGGCCGGCUACGAGAUCAAAGGCCCACGGGCCAAGGUGGCCAAGCUGAACAUCCAGAGUCUGUCCCCCGUGAAGAAGAAGAUGAUGAUGAUGCCUGGGGCCCUGGGGGCCCCUGCAGAGCUGUCCCCUGUUGACGUGGAAUUCUCCUUCCCCAAGUUCUCCCGUCUGCGUCGGGGCCUCAAAGCUGAGGUUGUCAAGGGUCCUGUCGCAGCUGCCCCCACCCGCCGGCGCCUCCAGCUGCCUCGGCUGCGAGUCCGAGAAGUGGCUGAAGAGGCUCAUAUAGCCCGGCUGGCGGCUGCCGCUCCUCCCCCCAGAAAGGCCAAGGCGGAGGCUGAAGCGGCAGCAGGCGCCCGCUUCAUAGCCCCCCAAGUGGAGCUGGUUGGGCCUCGGCUGCCAGGGGCUGAGGUGGGUGUCCCUCAGGUCUCAGCCCCCAAGGGUCCGGGAGAGGUGGCCGCAGCAGCCGAGGCAGCAGCUGGGGGCUUUGCCCUUCACUUGCCGACUCUGGGGCUGGGAGCCCCUGCUGCACCUGCUGUGGAGCCUACGGCCGGAGGGAUCCAGGUGCCCCAAGUGGAGCUGCCCACCUUGCCCUCUCUACCCACGUUGCCCACACUUCCCUGCCUGGAGUCCCGAGAAGGGGCCGCGACGGUGGUGGUGCCCACCCUGGAUGUGGCAGCGCCUGCCGUGGGAGUGGACCUGACCUUGCCGGGCAAAGAGCUAGAGGCCCGAGGAGAGGUGCCUGAGGUGGCCCUGAAGACAUCCCGCCUCAGUUUCCCUCUCUUUGGGGCUCGAGGAAAGGAAGUUGCUGAGGUCAAAGUGGCCAAGGGCAGCCCAGAGACCAGGGCAAAGGGGCCCAAACUCCGAAUGCCCACCUUCGGGCUUUCUCGCCUGGAGCCCCGCCCCACCGCCCCUGAGGCUGAGAGCAAGCUGAAACUGCCCAGCAUCAAGAUGCCCUCCUUUGGCAUUGGGGUCUCAGUGCCUGAGAUCAAGGUGCCCAAGGGGCCUGAGAUGAGGCUGCCCAAGGCCCCUGAUGUCAAGCUCCCGAAAAUGCCUGAGGCUGCCCUUCCAGAUGUGCAACUCCCAGAGGUGCAGCUGCCGAAAGUUCCAGAGAUGAAGCUCCCGAAGGUGCCCGAGAUGGCCGUGCCGGACAUGCAGCUCCCAGAGGUGCAGCUCCCCAAAGUUGCAGAAAUGAAGCUCCCCAAAGUGCCUGAGAUGGCCGUGCCAGACAUGCACCUCCCAGGGGUGCAGCUCCCCAAAGUUGCAGACAUGAAGCUUUCUGAGAUGAAGCUCCCGAAGGUGCCCGAGAUGGCUGUGCCAGACAUGCACCUCCCAGGGGUGCAGCUCCCCAAAGUUCCAGACAUGAAGCUCCCCAAACUCCCGGAGAUGGCUAUGCCAGACCUGCACCUCCCGGAAGUGCAGCUGCCGAAAGUGUCAGAGAUGAAGCUCCCGAAGAUGCCCGAGAUGGCCGUCCCGGACGUGCACCUCCCUGGGGUGCAGCUGCCGAAAGUUUCGGAGAUGAAAGUCCCCGACGUGAAACUCCCUGAGAUGAGGCUCCCGGAGAUAAAGCUCCCAAAGGUGCCUGAGAUGGCCGUCCCCGAUGUGCACCUCCCGGAAGUGCAGCUGCCGAAAGCUUCAGAGAUGCGGCUGCCGGAAAUGGAGGUUCCCAGUGUCCCAGAGGUUCACCUUCCGAAGGUAUCCGAGAUGAGGCUGCCCACGGCUCCAGAGGUGCAGCUAAAAGCUGCCAGGGCGGAACAGGCAGAGGGGAAGGAAUUUGGCUUCAAAAUGCCCAAGAUGACCAUGCCCAAGCUAGGGAGGGCAGGGUCCCCGUCGCGAGGCAAGCCAGGUGAGGCAGGUGCUGAGGUCUUGGGGAAGCUGGUGACGCUGCCCUGUCUGCAGCCAGAGGUGGGCAUCGAGGCUCGCGGGGGCGCCCCUUCUCUCACGCUGCCCUCUGUGGAGCUGGAUCUGCCGGGAGCCCUCAGCCUGGAGGGGCAGGUCCAAGCAGCUGAAGUGGGCAAGGUGGAGCGGGCAGAGGGGCCCCAGGUGGCAGCGGGGAUCGGGGAAGGGGCCUUCCGGAUGCCCUCUGUUGAGAUUGUCACCCCACAGCUGCCCACAGUGGAGGCUGGUGAGGGGCGGCUAGAGGUGACGGAGAUGAAAGUCAAGCCCUCCUCCAAGUUUUCCCUGCCCAAGUUUGGACUCUCAGGGCCAAAGGUGGCCAAAACAGAGACGGAGGGGGCUGGCCGGGCCUCCAAGCUGAAGGUUUCCAAGUUUGCCAUCUCGCGCCCCAAGGCUCGGGUGGGGACCGAGGCCGAGGCCAAAGGGGCAGGGGAGGCCGGGCUGUUACCUGCUCUUGACCUGUCCGUCCCGCAUCUCAGCCUGGAUGCCCAUCUGCCCUCGGGCAAGGUGGAAGUGGCAGGGGCCGAUGCCAAGCUCAAGGGGCCCAGGUUCACCCUGCCGAAGUUUGGCGUCAGAGGCCGGGACACGGAAGCAGGGGAUCUUGCGACAGGGGUGUCUGAGUUGGAGGGCAAAGGCUGGGGCUGGGACGGGAGGAUGAAGAUGCCCAAGCUGAAAAUGCCCUCCUUUGGGCUAGCUCGAGGGAAGGAAUCAGAAAUUCAGGGUGGACGGAUCAGCCCCGGGGAGAAGCCAGAGUCCACAGCUGGGCAGCUUAAGAUCCCAGAGGUGGAGCUGAUCACGCUGGGGGACCAGGAAGUAGGGGGGCGAGCUGGAGGGGUGGCCGCCAGCGGGGUGCCCUUAUCCGGCUUGCAAGCAUCCACAAGUACGGUGCCGGGCACUGAUGGCCAGCAGGGGGCGCCGAAGGUGCCUCCACUGGGCAUCUCCCUGCCCCAGGUAGAGCUGACUGGCUUUGGGGAGGUGGUCGCGGGUGCCACCUCCGGGCAGCGAGCUGAGAGUGCAGCCCCCUUAGCAGAGGCCACCUCAGGCUACAAGGUCCAGGUGUCUCAAGUGACCGCGCCUGCACCCGGGAAGCAGGGAGCAGGCGGUGAGCUGUUGGUGGGCGAGGGCAUCUUCAAGAUGCCCGCUGUGACGGUGCCGCAGCUUGAGCUGGACGCGCGGCUGGGAGGAGAGGCGAGGGCAGGGGAGGCAGCCGCCGGGGAUGGCGGGCCGGGGCUGAAGGUGCGCCCCCUGGAGGCCAGCGCGGGGGCUGCGGGAGACGCGCCAGGGGCCGAGCGCGCCUUCCACCUCUCGCUGCCGGACGUGGAGCUCUCACCGCCCGCAGUGGGCAGCCACGCCGAGUACCAGGUCACAGAGGGCGAGGGGGACGCCGGGCACAAGCUGAAGGUGCGGCUGCCGCGGUUUGGCCUGGUGCGGGCCAAGGAGGGGGGCGAGGAGGGAGAGAAAGCCAAGAGCCCGAGACUCAGGCUGCCGCGCGUGGGCUUCGGCCAGGGCGAGGCGGCCACCAGGGACGGCUCUCCCAGCCCCGAGGAGGAGGAGGAAGAGGCCGGCGGAGAAGGGAGCGCUGGCCGCCGCGGCCGAGGCCGGGUCCGCUUGCCCCGCGUGGGCCUGGCGUCCCCGUCCAAGGCCUCCCGGGGGCAGGAGGGCGAGGCGGCCUCCAAGUCCCCUGCAGGGGAGAAGUCACCCAAGUUCCGCUUCCCCCGGGUGUCCUUGAGUCCCAAGUCCAGGAGCAGGAGUGGGGACAAAGAAGAAGGUGGAUUCCGGGUUCGGCUGCCCAGCGUGGGGUUUUCAGAGUCAGGGGCUCCCGGCCCCACGAGGAUGGAGGGGGCCCAGGCCGCUGUCAUCUGAAGUCACAAGGAGACUCCCCACUGUCUUCGUGUCCUGCCUCCCCCUUGUUUUGUGUGUGAGAUAACUAGCACUAACCCGGGGGCGGGGGGUGGCCAGGAGGUGGACUACUGACCGGGGCAGGCUGCGGAGGCCUCACGCUAUCUCACUGGCGCCCGUAUCUUGCCAUGUGAAUAAAAUAAUCCAGAGGUU